Molecule: messenger RNA, 1796 nt
Organism: Marchantia polymorpha subsp. ruderalis
Lineage: Eukaryota; Viridiplantae; Streptophyta; Marchantiopsida; Marchantiales; Marchantiaceae
Source: the annotation of a GenBank genome assembly
CGCGGGAGGAAGACCUCUGAAAUGGGUUUUUCGACAGGUGGAAACGAUUUGUUUACUACGACUGCAGAUUUCUUCCGACUGCUUUGCUUUAAACAGUAAGAAUUACGUGUCUGAACGUAUGGUGGUGAUCUCUCGUUCAGGCGAGCAGACACUUGGCCGGCUCUUCGAUGCAUAUAUUCCCUGGCGCAAGUUCAGACCAGAGCUCGGGCUGUCAUGGAGAGCGGGGGAGCUGGAUGGCAAGAACUCCCCGUCCGCCGUAUGGUGCGAUUCGCAGGUGCAUACGGGAUCGCAUAUGGAGUAUUUGUAUGGCCAGCGGACAAGGCCCUGCAGAGGCUCUCGAUACGGCAGCUGCUAUCACAUCAAGGGCUGUACGAGCAGGGCAGUUAACGAGCUUUACGAGGCCUGCUGCAUCCAUGAAUUGCAGCCCCCGCAGGCGGUGUCAGCCUUUGAAAUGAAUUGAAGCGAGCAUGUAGAAAGUUAAAAUAUGCGAGUGGAGGCCGUGUACCUCGUCGCAGAAUGAAUUCGUACCAGAUGUGGAGGUAGUGCAACAGGAUCCGUCUGCUAGGACUUUUCGCCGCUGGCCUUUUCUCUACCACGGCCUGACAGGUUUUGUCGAAAGAAGAAAACUGUGCGUGGUGGCACCGUGAGCAGCUAGGGAGGAAAGUCUAGGACACACUGGCAGAUGGGCCUAUGGGAAAGCCCAUUGUCGUCUACAGUCGGGUGAGGGAAAGGUGAGAGUGGCAGAUGACCUCAUCAAGAACUCGGAGUCAGCUGAACUGUUGACAUGUUCGUCCCUCGCCCUCAAAAGGCGACUCUCCUCUUCGCUCCUUCCAGCUGUUCCGCUCGAGUGAAAAUCAUCCAGUCUGUCUUUCCUCUACGGUGUACCGGAAUGAUGUUGCCUGCUAUCAUCGUGCUUCGUCGCUACGAAUCUACAGCAGCGAGGUCGCGGCUCGCGGCUAGCGAAGCUUUGCAUAUGUUCGGAUGUCGUAACGAAUUACGCCCAAAAGGCGCUGAACUGCCACAGGGCAGACAAUCAUGGGACUGUUGAGUUCAGAAUUGAGUGAGAAGGAACGGAUUUAGAGAGCGAGGGAGAGGUACGCACUACCAAUUGGAGACGGACGACCGACCACAGAAGCGAAGAUCGAUCUGCUGCGCACUGCGCACUCACUACAGUCUGUAGUUCAUCUCAAUACAUACAACAGUACUGUACUCAUGAAGGAGAGGUACUCGAUGCCUCCAUUAAAGAUCGUCCUUGAUCCCGAAUCAGACAGACAGUCCUCGGCUCGGACCUUGAAAUGUCUGCAGAGCGAGACGCCAGCGAGGAGGCGAGAGGAGACGGGAGACCUUAUUUAGUGAGGCCCAGAUACUUAGUGGUGCAGACGAACCCUGGGAGCCACAUGAACGAUGUUGAUGGCUCCUGCUGCUGCGUAAUGGCGGAUUUCGAAACACGCCAGACAGGCCGCCAAACAUUUGAAUGUCCACCAUCCGGGAGGGAUCGCUAGCUGAGUGGCGUUCCUCUCCACUAGCUCGCCCACUGUCAUGCUCGCUGCUGCCGGGUUUCCGAGUGGAUGCGGAUGUAGCUCCCCACUGUAGGCCGAUCAGUUCCCUCUAGCAGCACCAGCACCAGCUGCUGCUGCAGCAAUCUUUGCAUUGGCACCAUAAUCAUCGAUUCCUGGUUCGUACGCACAAUGCAGGAGAGAGAGGCGGGCAUUUCCUGCGGCCCCUCUCUUCGAACUUAUUAAAUCUCCUAAAAGGGGUUUUCCCCAAUAAAAUAUGUUUUAAUCCCAUGAAAAUCU